Schizophyllum commune H4-8 is the source of this 330-nucleotide messenger RNA. RefSeq lists its product as uncharacterized. NCBI's taxonomy places the organism in Eukaryota, Fungi, Basidiomycota, Agaricomycetes, Agaricales, Schizophyllaceae. The record is from RefSeq and is a predicted model, not a curated record. The coding region runs from base 84 to 275 and encodes 63 amino acids. The transcript is spliced from 2 exons.
ACUUGACGCACGUGACUCCCAUGCAAGUGACGUCACAAAGUUCGGAUUGUGGCUCCAGGCUUCAUUAUGCGGUAUAGUUCCUUAUGACGAGGUGUAGCAAGGAACAAGGUAGUGUGGGGAAACUCCACCCGGCGCGCCCCGGCAAAGUGUUGAGACGCCCGUUUGUUGUGGCAAGUGGCGCGCGACUGGCGCUAUCCGUAUCGAUCGUCUACUUCCCCCUUGGGCUUUCAAUGGGAAUGGAGUGCUCUCAGACCGUCGCGCCACGGACUCUAUGAGCUGAGGAAGUACUGCUUUGUGUGGACGUCAGACCAAGAAUUGCUCGGGGACAAA